This is a messenger RNA of Penicillium daleae, 201 nucleotides long. RefSeq lists its product as uncharacterized. The transcript has a single exon. NCBI's taxonomy places the organism in Eukaryota, Fungi, Ascomycota, Eurotiomycetes, Eurotiales, Aspergillaceae. The coding region runs from base 1 to 201 and encodes 66 amino acids. The record is from RefSeq and is a predicted model, not a curated record.
AUGGCUCCCAACGAUACCGAUCACUUCAACGCGUGGAUUGAAACCUUUGGCCCGCUGGGGCCUUCGCCAGAAGCCAUAAAUGUCAUCGAAAUCAGCUACCCAGACCUGGGAAUUUCCCAAGCUAAACGCGAACAUGUCUCCACUGGCCCUACUGGAGAGAUUCCAUUCGAGUACAUCAGUUCUAACACGAAAACAUAUUAG